GUAAAUAACUCGGUUAUCAAUACCUGGUCCCGCGAACAUGUCGACCCUAUAGAACGAUUUUGAAAUCUCUGUCGCACAGAGGAUGAUCACAUUCAGAGGGGCUUGGGAGGGAGAGAAAUAGCAUCAACAGACCACGAAGACUGUCUGUAAUGGACAACCUCUUAGGCAUUCUUAAGGUCCGCAUCAAACGAGGUGUCAACCUCGCCGUCCGCGAUGUCCGCACCAGCGAUCCUUACGUUGUUGUCAAGAUGGGCAAACAGAAGGUGAAAACCCGUGUUAUAGAAAAGGAUGUCAAUCCCGUAUGGAAUGAAGAUCUUACACUUUCUGUUUCAGAUCCUAACCUUCCCAUUAAGCUGACAGUGUACGAUCAUGACACAUUCAGCAAGGAUGACAAAAUGGGAGAUGCAGAAUUUGACAUUAAACCAUUUUUGGAGGCACUGAAGAUGCGCUUAGAUGGAUUCCCCAGUGGCACUGUGAUCACACGAGUACAACCAUGCAGAGCAAACUGCCUGGCCGAGGAGUCGUGCGUAGUCUGGAAAGAUGGUACAGUCUCACAAGAUAUGUGCCUCAGAUUGAGAAAUGUGGAAUGUGGCGAGGUAGAACUCCAAUUUCAGUGGAUUCAACUUCCUCGCAACAAGCCUUGAUAUGUUGCUGGCCUAAGCAAGAUUAAAUGGACCACCUGUGUAUGAUUUUCCAUGCCAAGGGGCUGUAUCUCAACGCGCGUAUAUAAUAUAUAAAACUAUAUAAGUGCCUUGAACUUCUGGGGGUUCUAUUAAUUUCAUUUUGUCUUUGAGUUUACAUUUGUACUAUACUACUAUGUAAUACUCAUGGGGGCUGCACUAGUCUGACCUCACGUGUUCUUGAUGUUUUGUAAUCAUAAUAAAGAUUCUAUUUUUGCAAAGCAGUGGAUUAUACUAUCUUAUUAUGCUUGUUGUUUCUGUUGCAC
This is a messenger RNA of Cuscuta epithymum, 946 nucleotides long. The record is from the annotation of a GenBank genome assembly. NCBI's taxonomy places the organism in Eukaryota, Viridiplantae, Streptophyta, Magnoliopsida, Solanales, Convolvulaceae.